GUUGUUUGUUCCCUGUUCUAUAAGCGAUGGGGUUUCUGAAUCUCAAACCCUCUGCAGCUUCUGUAAUAAGCUUCACUUGGCUAUGCCUAUUUGCUUGUGAGAGCACAGAGCCUUUACGGAUAGUGCACAAUUUGGAUACCCUCAAUACAAACGUUGACCAACCAUAUCGCACUGCAUAUCAUUUUCAGCCUCACAAAAACUGGAUGAAUGAUCCAAAUGGACCCAUGUUUUACAAAGGCUAUUACCAUUUGUUCUACCAAUACAAUCCGCAGGGACCCAUUUGGGGUAACAUUGUGUGGGGACAUUCUGUAUCACAGGAUCUGGUGAAGUGGAGUUCUUUGGAUGCAGCAAUUGUGCCUAGUGAAUGGUAUGAUAUAGGAGGCUGUUGGUCUGGAUCAGCUACUUUUCUUCAAGGUGGGAAACCUGUUAUUCUUUAUACAGGAAAUACCAAUGCCUCGCAACAGGUACAGAACAUGGCAGUGCCUAAAAAUUUAUCAGAUCCUUUGUUGAGAGAAUGGGUUAAAAUCCCUGAAAAUCCUAUCAUAGUUCCAGAGAGGGGCAUGGAUACGAAAAAUUUCAGGGACCCAACAACUGGAUGGUUUGAAUCUGUGGAUAUGAAGUGGAGAAUUGUUGUUGGUUCAUUGGAGGGAAGCAGGGGAAUGGCACUUCUGUACAAGAGCACUGAUUUUAUCAAGUGGGAGAAGACCAAACAUCCUCUGCAUUCCUCUGAAUCUUCAGGAAUGUGGGAAUGCCCUGAUUUUUAUCCAGUUCAUGUUUCAGGAAAGCAGGGUUUGGAUACUAACAUUGUUGGAUCUUCUGUUAAGCAUGUUAUGAAAGCAAGCUUGGGAGAAAGAGGGUAUGAUUACUAUAGUGUGGGAAGCUAUUUGGUGGAUGGAGAUAUAUUUGUUCCAGAUAGGGGAAGUCAGGAUGAUGAAUUGGAUUUAAGGUAUGAUUAUGGCAAGUUCUAUGCAUCCAAGACUUUCUUUGAUGUUAGUAAGAACAGAAGGGUUCUGUGGGGAUGGGUCACUGAAUUUGACAGCCAGUCAGAUGACAUUAUGAAAGGGUGGGCUGGUUUGCAGGGGAUUCCAAGGACCAUCUGGCUGGAUGAUAGCUCAAAAAUGAACCUGAUGCAAUGGCCUGUUGUAGAAGUGGAAUCUCUUCGUGGAAACAAGACAGUAAAGAAUAAUACUGUUCUCAAAAGUGGGGAGGUUGUAGAAAUCUAUGGCGUAACAAGUGCACAGGUGGAUGUGGAGGUUUUGUUCGAUCUUCAGAGAAUGAAAAUUGCAGAGUUUGAAGAGAUGGAUGCAAAUGCCACUGCUCGAGAGUUGUGCAGCAAUAUUGGAGUAUCUCACAAGGGUGUUGUUGGGCCAUUUGGGCUGCUUGUAUUAGCUUCCAACGAUCUCACUCAAUACACUGCUGUGUUUUAUCACAUUAUUUCACAUCAGACCAAGUUGAAACUAUUAAUGUGCAGCGACCAGAGGAGAUCAUCAACCCUGAAAGAUUUUAAUAAAACAACUUAUGGUUCAUUUGUUCCUCUGAAUCACCCGAAGAAGAUUGUUUCAUUACGAGUGUUGGUUGAUCAUUCAAUUGUGGAGAGCUUCGCAGAAGGGGGGAAAAGUUGCAUAACAUCUAGAGUUUAUCCAACGUCAACAGAUUUGCAUUUGUAUCUCUUCAACAAUGGCUCUUCCACAAUUCUUUGCAGACAAUUGAAUGCAUGGAAUAUGAAAACUACUAACAAUGUUUAUUGA
Molecule: messenger RNA, 1748 nt
Organism: Cryptomeria japonica (Japanese cedar)
Lineage: Eukaryota; Viridiplantae; Streptophyta; Pinopsida; Cupressales; Cupressaceae
Product: fructan 6-exohydrolase
Exons: 7
Coding region: 27-1748 (573 amino acids)
Biological process (GO): carbohydrate metabolic process
Molecular function (GO): hydrolase activity, hydrolyzing O-glycosyl compounds
Source: RefSeq, a predicted model, not a curated record